Quercus lobata is the source of this 1381-nucleotide messenger RNA. RefSeq lists its product as uncharacterized. The transcript has 7 exons. Bases 153 to 1163 code for a protein of 336 amino acids. The record is from RefSeq and is a predicted model, not a curated record. Gene Ontology annotation, cellular component: chloroplast. Gene Ontology annotation, molecular function: oxidoreductase activity. NCBI's taxonomy places the organism in Eukaryota, Viridiplantae, Streptophyta, Magnoliopsida, Fagales, Fagaceae.
UAAAACAAACGAACCUAACCUAACCUAACCUGAUUAACGGCAACGAGGAAAAAAAGCAAGCCAAAAAGCUCGGAACAAAAGAAAAUCUGAAUCUCACCGACGGCAACAUGGACAGCACAUAUUAGUGUCCGUACUACUUUCUACUUUCCUCAAUGGCUAUCGUUACACGUGUCCCAUUGGGCUUCCCUACAUCUAGGCCUAGCUUCUCCUCCUCAUUAAGCAAAUCAAGUCAAUGUCAUAAACAUAGACAUAGUUUGGUGGCAUUAUCUACAACAUCGAUAAGGGUUCCAGAAACUUCCACACUUUUCUCUCCUUAUAUUAUAUUGAGCAAUUCACCAUUUCUGCAAAAGAGGGACACAAAGGGUUUUAGAAGAGUUAAAGUGGUAUCAGCAGCAAUGGCAGACUUGGCUCCAAGCACUGUUCUUGUUACUGGAGCUGGUGGCAGAACAGGUCAAAUUGUUUAUAAGAAGUUAAAGGAGAGGUCAGAGCGGUAUGUUGCAAGAGGUCUGGUCAGAACAGAAGAGAGCAAGGAGAAAAUUGGUGGAGCAGAUGAUGUUUUUGUUGGGGAUAUAAGGGAUGCUGCCAGCCUAGUUCCUGCAAUCCAAGGUAUUGAUGCUCUUGUAAUUCUGACAAGCGCUGUGCCGAAGAUGAAGCCUGGUUUUGACCCAAGCAAAGGUGAAAGGCCCGAGUUCUGCUUUGAAGAUGGAGCAUAUCCUGAACAGGUUGAUUGGAUUGGGCAGAAAAAUCAAAUAGAUGCUGCUAAGGCUGCGGGAGUGAAGCAAAUUGUGUUGGUUGGCUCUAUGGGUGGAACAGAUCUAAAUAAUCCCUUGAACAGCUUGGGUAACGGCAAUAUAUUGGUUUGGAAGAGAAAGGCUGAGCAGUAUUUGGCUGACUCUGGUGUGCCAUACACAAUUAUAAGGGCUGGAGGCCUGCAAGAUAAAGAAGGAGGUAUCCGAGAAUUACUUAUUGGAAAGGAUGAUGAGCUUCUUAAGACAGACACAAGAACCAUUGCGAGGGCUGAUGUUGCAGAAGUCUGCCUUCAGGCACUACAAUUUGAGGAGGCCAAGUUUAAGGCGUUUGAUUUGUCCUCAAAGCCUGAGGGAGCUGGUACACCAACAAAGGAUUUUAAGGCUCUUUUUGCUCAAAUCACCACUCGUUUCUGAUUUUUGAUGGCCAAUAUACUUUGUCUAGGACAGUGUUUCCUCAUUCAAACUUCAAAGUUCUAGUUCAAAACAUUGUUAUUUGACAUCAUAAUUAGCUAUGUUGAACAAAGCUACUGUAACUGGCUUAUUAACUCUAGAAGCUCCGGUUCCUGAAGCUUUGUAUGAAACACUUUUUAUUCCUAGAGCGAUCUUGAGGUUAGAAGCCUGGAUUUGUGUGU